AAUUUUCCCUUUUUUGACAAGAAUAGAAUUAUAGAAGCAUAGGAGAGGGCAAGAGAGACCAGGAACUGAUGAUUUCUUCCACCUCUUCUUGGUCAUCACGAUUCCUUGCUAUCAAGUGAUAAUUCAGUUGGGGAAUCAUGACGGAGGUAGGGCAGGAGACGGUGGAUUUCGCGGCUCUCGUUGGGCGGGCCGCGGAGGAGUCCUAUGUCGCGCUCAAGGAAUUGGUCGACAAAUCCAAGUCUUCGGAGUCGCUGUCAGACUCCGAGAAGAAGAUCAUGAUUCUCAAGUACAUUGUUAAGACGCAGCAGCGGAUGCUCCGUCUUGAUGUCCUCGCUAAGUGGUGCCAGCAGGUUCCUUUGAUACAAUAUUGCCAACAACUUGCAUCAACUCUAUCCAGUCAUGAAACUUGUUUCACUCAAGCAGCAGAUUCCAUGUUUUUUAUGCAUGAGGGACUACAACAAGCUCGUGCUCCUAUCUAUGAUGUUCCCUCUGCCAUUGAGGUUCUUCUCACUGGAAACUAUCAGGGUUUACCAAAAUGUGUAGAAGAUGUGGGCAUGUUGGGCACAUUGAAUGAGGACCAGCAAGGUCCGGCUUUAAAGAAACUGGAUACACUUGUUAGGUCCAAGUUACUUGAAGUUUCACUGCCAAAAGAAUUUACUGAAAUAAAAAUCUCUGAUGGGGUUGUCUUGCUUCGUGUUGAUGGGGAAUUUAAAAUUCUAGUUACACUAGGUUAUCGAGGUCACUUAUCAUUGUGGAGAAUAUUGCAUUUGGAAUUGCUUGUUGGUGAGAGAAGUGGACUCGUGAAAGUAGAAGCAUCACGGAGACAUGCUCUAGGAGAUGAUUUAGAACGUAGAAUGGCUGCAUCAGAAGCACCAUUCAUGACAUUGUAUUCUAUUCUACAUGAGCUCUGUGUUGCCCUUACUAUGGACACUGUUAUAAGACAAGUGCAAGCACUUCGACAAGGCAGAUGGAAGGAUGCUAUUCGUUUUGAACUCAUAUCUGAUGGUACUGUAGGGCAGGGAGGGAGCACCGCCUUCGGUCAAGAUGGAGAAACUGAUUCUUCUGGGUUACGGAUGCCUGGAUUGAAAAUCAUAUACUGGUUAGAGCUUGAUAAAAGUAAUGCUUCAUCUGAAGCAGGAGCAUCCCCAUUCUUAAAAAUUGAACCAGGUCCUGAUAUGCAAAUAAAGUGUUUACAUAGCACAUUUGUAAUUGAUCCUCAAACUGGCAAGGAGGCCGAAUUUAACCUUAACCGAAGUUGCAUCGAUGUUGAGUUUCUACUACUCAGAGCCAUAAGCUGUAAUAGAUAUACACGCCUGCUUGAGAUAUACAGGGAAGUAGAGAAGAAUGUAGAGAUCAAUAGCACUUCUGGAGAUGUCCAAAUUAAAUUCCAUGUGGAUGGUUCUGAAACUGAAUAUGAAAAGGAACAGGAUAAAGAAGAAGUUCUCUAUUUGCGUGCCUAUGGUUCUUCAUUUUUCACUCUCGGAAUUAACAUAAGGAAUGGCCGUUUUCUUCUUCGUUCCUCAAAAAAUAUCAUCUCAUCGAAAACUCUGCUAGAGUGUGAAGAAGGACUGAAUCAGGGAAGUAUUACUGCAGCCAAGUCUUUUAUCAACUUAAGGAGGAAUAGUAUUCUACAUUUAUUUGCAUGCAUUGGGAGAUUCUUGGGUCUUGAGGUAUUUGAACAUGGUUUUACCGCAGCAAAAUUACCUAAAAACCUAGCAGAAGACUCAAAUUCUUUGUUCAUGGGAUUCCCCGAGUGUGGGGAUUCUUAUUUCUUGUUGAUGCAGCUUGAUAAGGAAUUUAAACCCUGUCCCAAGUUGAUUGAAGUUCAGUCUGAAUCAUCAGGGAAAGCUGAGGCAUUUGGUGACAUCAGCAAAGUUAUUCGAGUAAAAAACCUGGACAUUAGUCGUAUGCACAUGUGUGAAGAUGAACUCAAUUCGAGCCUUCUUGACCGUAGAAAGAUGCUAUCAAUUCCUAAUGAAGUUAAUGCUAAUGAGACUUCUGAACAUGGUAUUUCUUCUAACUCAAGCUUAGAUGGCUCAUUGCUUCUGUCUAAUGACCCCAUCAGUUUUUCCUCUAUUGUCGACGAAGUUUUUGAGCUUGAGAAAGGGUCAAAUGGACAGAGCUCCUCUUCCACAUCUGCUCUGACCUCUUCAUCCUAUUUUGGUCCGGGUACUAUGAAUAUUCACAGCAUAAAACCUUCCAUGUCAUCCCCUAACUGGGAAGGACAAGCAUCACAAAAUGAAAUGAGCAAUUUUAAAAGCUCAACGCAUCGUGGGUCUACCAAUUCGCUACCCACCAAAAGCCAAGCUAUCAAGAAAUUAACAGCUUCAAAGUCAGAUCAAGAUUUGGCUGCUCUCAGGUCACCACAUUCUGGUAGCUUUUCUGUCUCUGGAUCUAAGCCAUGGGCCGCUUCUCACUCAGCUUCCUCACUGGAUUCUUCUGUUUUCGACAACUCAAAUCAAGAAAAUGUUACCAAACAGGAUGGCAGACCUCGAAAGCGCACUGUGUUGGAUAUGUUAAAAUCUCUUCCCACACUCCAUUCUCUAGAAAUGAAUGAAUCAUCCAACAAGAGAAGGAAAAUCAAGGAAGUUCCACAAGCUCAACUUCCUCUCACACAGUCAACAAUAUCUUGUGACCAUCCUAAUAAAACUGGAAGACACAGUUUUGCAAAUCUUAUAGCUGAAGCAAAUAAGGGAAAUUCAUCUCCUAGUAUUUAUGUCUCUGCUCUUCUUCACAUAGUAAGGCAUUGCUCACUGUGUAUAAAACAUGCUCAAUUGACCAGUCAGAUGGAGGCACUUGACAUCCCCUAUGUUGAAGAGGUGGGUCUGAGAAGUGCAUCUUCUAACUUGUGGUUCCGCCUUCCUUUUUCUAGAGGUGACACAUGGCAGUACAUAUGUUUGAGGCUGGGAAGACCUGGAAGCAUGUACUGGGAUGUCAAGAUUAUUGACCCUCACUAUAAGGACUUGUGGGAGCUUCAGAAAGGGAGCAAUACUACUCCAUGGGGUUCUGGUGUUCGAAUAGCUAAUACAUCUGAUGUGGAUUCUCAUAUUCAUUAUGAUUCAGAAGGUGUUGUAUUGAGGUACAACUCUGUGGAGGCUGAUAGUAUUAAAAAGUUGGUGGCUGAUAUACAAAGAUUGUCAAAUGCUAGGACUUUUGCUCUUGGAAUGCGAAAACUACUUGGUGCAAGGACUGCUGACAAGAUAGAUGAUAGCAAUGCAAGCUUAGAUAGCAAAUCAUCUCCUGGAGCAAAAUUUGCAACAGAGGGUUCUGAAAAAUUCUCUGAACAGAUGAGAAGAGUGUUUAGAAUUGAGGCUGUUGGACUUACUAGUUUGUGGUUUAGUUUUGGCUCAGGAGUUCUUGCUCGCUUUGUUGUUGAGUGGGAAUCUAGUAUAGAGGGCUGCAGAAUGCAUGUUUCUCCUGACCAACUCUGGCCUCAUACUAAGUUUCUUGAAGACUUCAUUAAUGGAGGUGAAGUUGCAUCUCCUUUGGAUUGUAUUAGAUUGACCGCUGGACCAUUGCAUGCUCUUGCUGCCGCUACAAGGCCUGCGCGAGCUGCUCCUGUUUCUGGACUCCCUGGCAUCACAGCUUCUAUUUCUUCAACUUCAAAGCUGACUGGAUAUGUGUCAUCUCAGGGUCUGUCUAGCAAUGUAAAUGCAAACGCUAGUCAAGCUUCAUCUGGCCCUGGAGGUAAUCCUGGCAUGACCCCUCAAUCAGGCCCUAUUGGAUCUCACAAUACAGCAGCUGUGUUGGCGGCGGCAGCAGCGGCGGUGGCCAGAGGCGGUCCUGGAAUCGUUCCUAGUUCAUUGUUGCCUAUUGAUGUUUCUGUGGUACUAAGAGGCCCGUAUUGGAUUAGGAUUAUAUAUCGCAAAAAAUUUGCAGUUGACAUGCGGUGUUUUGCUGGAGAUCAAGUCUGGUUGCAACCAGCUACCCCACCAAAAGUUGGUCAACCUAUCGGAGGAUCCCUUCCAUGCCCCCAAUUUCGACCUUUUAUUAUGGAGCAUGUUGCUCAAGAAUUGAACGGCAUAGAUUCUAAUUUUCCAGCUGCUCAACAAGCACUUGGAUUGCCUAAUCCAAAUAAUCCCAAUCCAGGUUCAGCUCCACAGUUGUCAGGUGCAUCGGGGAAUAGGGCCAACCUCUCAAGUGCUGCUGCAAUAUCUCGAACCGGAAAUGCUCUAGCUGCUCUAAACCGAAUAGGAACUGCUCUUCCAGGAGCACCCAAUUUACAUGUGGGUAGCCCAUUACGUAGGCCACCUGGUUCUGGGGUCCCUGCUCAUGUUAGGGGAGAACUGAAUACUGCUAUUAUCGGACUUGGUGAUGAUGGUGGUUAUGGUGGAGGGUGGGUCCCCCUCGUGGCACUUAAAAAGGUCCUGAGAGGCAUUCUAAAGUAUCUUGGAGUACUGUGGCUAUUUGCACAAUUACCAGAUCUUCUAAAGGAGAUCCUCGGGUCAAUUUUGAAGGAUAAUGAAGGUGCUUUAUUGAAUUUGGAUCAGGAGCAGCCAGCCCUGCGCUUCUUCGUUGGAGGCUAUGUGUUUGCAGUCAGCGUUCACAGAGUUCAGCUUCUUCUCCAAGUUCUGAGUGUGAAAAGGUUUCAUCAUUCUCAACAACAGCAACAAAACCCGGCCGCAGCCCAGGAGGAACUAACUCAGUCCGAAAUAGGAGAGAUAUGCGACUACUUCAGCCGACGUGUUGCAUCAGAGCCAUACGAUACUUCUCGGGUUGCUUCGUUCAUUACUCUUCUGACCUUGCCAAUUUCAGUCUUGAGAGAGUUUCUGAAACUCAUUGCGUGGAAGAAAGGAUUAGGCCAAGGGCAAGGAGCCGAAGCUGCCCCCGCGCAAAAAUCCCGUAUCGAGCUGUGCCUGGAGAAUCACAUGGGGUACAAUAGAGAAGGGGUCUCUGAUAGUUCAUCAGCAUCCAAGAGCAAUAUACACUACGAUCGAGCCCAUAACUCGGUUGACUUUGCAUUGACCGUCGUUCUGGAUCCUGCCCACAUACCCCAUCUGAAUGCUGCUGGUGGCGCUGCCUGGUUGGCUUACUGCGUCUCUGUAAGAUUAAGAUACGUAUUUGGAGAAAACCCCGUCGUGUCCUUCCUCGGAAUGGAGGGCAGCCACGGAGGCUGUGCAUGCUGGCUGCGUGGCGACGACUGGGAAAAAUGCAAACAGAGAGUGAUGAGAAACGUGGAAUCGAACGGAUCAUCAGCUGGCGAUGGAAAUCAGGGAAGGUUGAGAGUGGUCGCAAACAACGUGCAGCGAACGUUACAAGCGUGUCUUCAAGGGUUACGAGACGGCAUCGGGAUGACGUGACCGGUCAAUCUAUCGUCGACGACGACUCACUUUUGCAGGAAACUAGGAGUAGAAGAAGAGGUGACUAAAUUCAAACUAGUUCUAAUUGAAUGUUUGAUCUACCUUGUACAUAAAAAUACCCCAACUGCAACUCGUCGGUCUCUUAUUUUGUCAGAUUAAAAGCAAGUUUUAGUGAUUGGUGUUCUAUGUGAUAGGUUUUGGGUUAGAAAUUUGAGGUAACUGUACUGAUGCUGUCGUUUGGAGUUAAGAUGUUAUGAAAAACAAAUUUUGAGUUAAGAUGUGAUUUGUUUGUA
Messenger RNA from Salvia splendens (bonfire salvia), 5593 nucleotides. RefSeq names its product mediator of RNA polymerase II transcription subunit 14. Gene Ontology annotation, cellular component: core mediator complex; mediator complex. The transcript has 8 exons. Lineage: Eukaryota; Viridiplantae; Streptophyta; Magnoliopsida; Lamiales; Lamiaceae. Gene Ontology annotation, molecular function: transcription coregulator activity. Bases 138 to 5300 code for a protein of 1720 amino acids. The record is from RefSeq and is a predicted model, not a curated record. Gene Ontology annotation, biological process: regulation of transcription by RNA polymerase II.